This is a messenger RNA of Cydia pomonella (codling moth), 2230 nucleotides long. Its product is annotated as maltase 1-like. The coding region runs from base 16 to 1641 and encodes 541 amino acids. The transcript has 7 exons. Gene Ontology annotation, biological process: carbohydrate metabolic process. Lineage: Eukaryota; Metazoa; Arthropoda; Insecta; Lepidoptera; Tortricidae. The record is from RefSeq and is a predicted model, not a curated record.
GUCGAAUCAUUACCCAUGACGAUGUGGCUGGUGACACUCGUGUUCGUUAUAGGUACUGCUGCGGGACAGACAGUACCAUGGUGGAACAGUGCAGUGUAUUAUAGGAUGCUGGUGGAUUCUUUUAAAGAUGGCGAUGGUGAUGGACUUGGGGAUCUUCAAGGAGCCACCAAACAGAUGAGUUACGUUCGAGCACUAGGCGCAGAUGCCAUCAUCCUGUCUCCCCUCAGUACCAAGAGUCCUGACUGCACCAAACCUGGGACCAUUGACUUGAGCGGUAUAGACCAGCGCUAUGGAGGGUUGGAUGCCUUCAGUCAGUUUCUGGAGAAGGCCAAAACUUUAGAGCUCAAAGUGGUCAGCACUCUGAACUUGCAAACGACCAGUGCAGCAUCAGAAUGGUUCACAUCCAGUGCCAACCGAGUGAAUGGGUUUGAAGAUUGGUUUCUGUGGGCUGACGGAUCACCUGAACAGCCUCCUGAGUCAGAACCCGGCAUUGACCAAUGGAUGUACCACGAAGACCGAAAGGCAUUCUUCGCAACGAGAAACAACGCUUCCAUCCUCAACCUCUGCUCUGAAGGCAUAGCAUCCGCGUUAGCAUCAGCUCAAUGUGCUUGGCUUCGUCGGGGAGUUGCAGGUCUGGUGCUGAACCCUGACUUCAGAGAGCAGGCUUGUGGAUUGAAGGUUUUGAGGAAGAUGGUGGCGGAAGCUAUGACGUGUGCAAGAGGUUCAAACUUGGAGACACCCGCAAUCUUAGUCGAGACAUCACUACCCCCAGAACAGGCUGGCCAGUACUACAGUGAUGGCAGCAUAGGUGCCAACAGUGUCAUAAGUACGACCCUCACAUCUGCCGCAAGAUCAGCUCCUCAAUUGGCAGUGGCAUUCUACGCUGACAUGCUCAAUGCUGCUCAAGACGGUGUUCCAACUUGGCAGACAAGCUCCCCCAACGCGAACCGCAUCACUACCAGACAAGGCGGCGACAUGGUAGACGCCAUCAACCUCCUCAACUUAAUUCUCCCUGGAUCCAGCAUUAUCCAGCAAGGAGACGAGCUCGGCUCAGCCGACACUAUUCUCGAAUGGGCAACAUCUGACACCUGCUUUCCAAGCCACCCUUUACCAUCAUCAGCACCCUUCCCUUGGGAUGAUACUGCGAACGCUGGCUUCACUGCUGGAACACCUUGGUUGCCACUAGCACCAAACUAUAGAUAUGCCAAUGCGAAGACGCAGUUUGUGAAUGAUGGGAGCCAUGUUGGAGUGGUGAGGGUGGCGGCUGCGAUGAGGAAGAGUCCUGCUAUUGGGCCUCAUGCUGAGAUUAAGCGUCUCGGAGACGCCUUAUCAAUUCUACGAUGGGGAGGAACCGGCUCUCUCCUCGUGGUCUCUAACGUCGGCAAGUCCCAGACCGAAGCCCAGCUCUCAUCAGUCCCAGGUCUUCCAGCCGAAAUGACCGUAGCCGCCAGCUCAGCUGGCUCUGGCUUCACAACUGGAUCUCAUGUGAAGUUAGAGAAACCAGUGAGACUUGGACCUGGAGAGACGGUGCUGCUUGCUGGAGCUCCUAGGCAUUGUGGAGGGCCCGGUCCCGUGGACAAGAUAGCUAAUAAGCUGAAUGAGGGGUGGCAGAAGAUUAAUAAGUAUUUUAGUAAUUUGUAACUUGUUUAGCUCACCAAAUAUAAGACGUGCUAUCUUAUUAUUAUUAUGUAUUAUUACGAGCCUAUUGUGUUCCACUGCUGAGCAAAGGCCUCCCCCUCUUCUUUCACUCGUCCCCGUUUUGAGCUACAACCGGCCAGUCUCUCAAAAAGGAGUCAGUUAUCCCGCCAUCGCCGACGAGGUCUGCCAGACCCCCGGUUUGACUCGUGGAGCACCCACUCCUUGAUUAGCUUGGCCUCCAAUUUCGGCAUGCGGCAGACAUGCCCAGCCCAGUUCCACUUUAACGUCCUAUCUUAAACUUUGUAAAAUUUGGCAGUUAUAUUGCGAGCCAACACGCUAAAAGUAUUCUGCCUGUAAACGUUUUACAAAUAGAUAUUUACGAUUUGCAUUCAAGAAUCUGCCAUAUUUUAAUCACAUAUUGAAACAUCGCUUUUUAUGAAACAAUAAAUAUAUAUAGAUAUUUUUGACGCGUAGUCUCAUUCAGUACUAUUGAUGUUAACUGUAGGUACAACUGUUGUUGUAUUAACUUCAAAAUGUAGAUAUCUCUCCAGUACUUGAUCAAAAUGUAUUUACAAAUAUAAUGUUAUUUAUA